CAGACUGGAGAUCUGACCCUCACUCUGAAGGAUCCCAGACUGGGAGACAGCGGCAUCUAUAUCUGUAUCGUCUACGACAAUGAUGGAAAAAUACUGAGACGGAAAGUAGUGACGCUCACUGUGAGAGUCUAUAAGGUGGAAAAGGUUUCUGUGGAUGAGGGAAAGAGGUUGGUAGUUCUUCCCUUUCAUGCAACACCCUCCCUCCUCUCUGAGAGCAUCACUGUGGAGUGGAAAAUCUCAGACGUAGAAGACACGAUGCUCUACAAAUAUCAGAGAGGCUGUCACAUACCAGCAGAGGACCAGGUUUAUGGAGGCCACACAGAGAUGAAUAAAGAUCCAUUAAAAACUGGAGACCUCAGUCUGACCAUCAGGGACCUCCGUCUGACUGACGGUGUUUAUACCUGCACCAUCUAUGAUGAGAAUGGAGAGAGGCUGCAGCAGAAGGUGGUGGUCCUCAUAGUCAGAGAUUUACAAAUGGAGAUUGUGGAGGUACCAAAGGGAGAAGCAUCUGUGACACUUCCCUUUAAAAUCCAACCUCCUGAAGAAGAAGACCUAAUGAUCAGGUGGAUACAUGCUGGUUCCAAACAAUCUGAGGUCAUCACCUUUGAGAAUGGAAAACUUCAAGUUUCCAAAUAUAGCAAGCUUUAUCGCCGUCACAUUAAGAUGGAUAAAGACCUGCUGAGUUCUGGAGACCUCAGUCUGAUCCUGAAGAAUCCUGGUUAUAAAGACAAUGGCCUCUACAAAUGUACCGUCUACAGUGGCCAGAAGAUCCAGCAGGAGAAAAUGGUGACGCUCAGUGUUAAAGAUCCUCUGGACAGCAGCUUCAUGGAACGACUUCAGUCCCACAGGAGGAACAGGAAAUCAUCCGCUUCAUCUCAGGAGUAAUUGUCCUUCUGUUCUUCCAUCUUACUAAUAAAUGUGUGAUCCAGCUGGG
Cyprinodon variegatus (sheepshead minnow) is the source of this 934-nucleotide messenger RNA. RefSeq lists its product as uncharacterized. The record is from RefSeq and is a predicted model, not a curated record. The transcript has 4 exons. Lineage: Eukaryota; Metazoa; Chordata; Actinopteri; Cyprinodontiformes; Cyprinodontidae. The coding region runs from base 256 to 885 and encodes 209 amino acids. Gene Ontology annotation, cellular component: external side of plasma membrane. Gene Ontology annotation, biological process: positive regulation of T cell proliferation; cellular response to lipopolysaccharide; immune response.